UCAGUUUUCUGCAUACCUUUUGGACGCGGCCAAAUUUUUGUUUUUAUUUUACCUCCUAGGUAUUCAAUCAGCUUACUCACCAGAGCACCAUGUUUCGACGGACCACCGACUACGAUAGACCCCACCCCAGAGUGGGUUUGGGCAGCUUGAUCGCUGUCGGCUUGACGGCGGGACUGUAGGUGUUGCCGUGUAAACGAUAUAUCUAUCGUAGAUAGGGUCGGGUGUUACCAGAUUGGUUGACAGAGUGCUGUAAGACCAUGACCGCCGGCGAAAAGGUAGAACAAGCCUUGGCAAGACGCCCUAACUCGCAUGUACCUGGCUUAACGCUUGCACGACUAUUGAGUAGACCAGACACCGAGAAGGAGAAGCUGAACCUGACCAUGCAUCACGGCCAGGGCGCUUUGCUUGGUCUAGUACGCGCAACGAUGGGCGUCUACGGUACGAGAGGUCCUUUCGUCGACUUCAUCUUCACAGGAAUGAGGCUGUCGGUUGACCAGACCUUGGAGAAUUGGGUUGGGUCGGGUGCCCUCCCAUGGACAUGGCCAGUCGAUGAGCAAGUGAUCGAUAUUGUACACAAGGGAGUCUUUGCGUUUGCAACGGAAUAUAUCUGCGAAUUCUGGUUCCAGUAUGUAGCGGCAUGUAGCAGUCGCUAGCGAUUCGGCUGUAUCACACUCUCUUAGCGCUUCGUUCGUGCAAAUCAUAUGCAAGUCCAAGUCA
Cryptococcus amylolentus CBS 6039 is the source of this 717-nucleotide messenger RNA. RefSeq lists its product as hypothetical. Lineage: Eukaryota; Fungi; Basidiomycota; Tremellomycetes; Tremellales; Cryptococcaceae. The record is from RefSeq and is a predicted model, not a curated record. The transcript is spliced from 3 exons. Bases 258 to 653 code for a protein of 131 amino acids.